Messenger RNA from Ricinus communis (castor bean), 815 nucleotides. Its product is annotated as proteasome subunit beta type-2-A. The record is from RefSeq and is a predicted model, not a curated record. The transcript is spliced from 3 exons. Gene Ontology annotation, biological process: proteasomal protein catabolic process. NCBI's taxonomy places the organism in Eukaryota, Viridiplantae, Streptophyta, Magnoliopsida, Malpighiales, Euphorbiaceae. Gene Ontology annotation, molecular function: peptidase activity. Bases 76 to 684 code for a protein of 202 amino acids. Gene Ontology annotation, cellular component: cytosol; proteasome core complex; nucleus.
UUGCUCAAGAAGAGAAAAAGCACUAAAAAGAGUUGGAUCGAAGAAAAGGCAGACAGAAGCAAGAGAUCAAUAAGAAUGGAGUGCGUAUUUGGAUUAGUAGGCAACGAUUUCGCAAUAGUAGCAUCCGAUACAUCGGCCGUACACAGCAUCCUCGUCCACAAGUCCAAUGAAGACAAAAUCAUGGUCCUCGAUUCUCACAAACUCAUCGCCGCCAGCGGUGAACCCGGCGACAGAGUUCAAUUCACGGAGUAUAUACAGAAGAAUGUGUCGCUGUAUCAGUUUCGUAACGGAAUCCCUUUGAGUACUGCUGCUGCUGCUAACUUCACUCGUGGAGAGCUUGCUACUGCUUUGAGAAAGAACCCGUACUCUGUGAACAUCCUUCUGGCUGGCUAUGACAAGGAGACUGGUCCUUCUCUCUACUACAUUGACUAUAUUGCUACCCUUCACAAAGUUGAUAAGGGAGCAUUUGGGUAUGGGUCCUAUUUUUCUCUCGCCAUGAUGGACAGACACUUCCAUAGUGGCAUGUCAGUGGAAGAAGCAAUUGAUUUGGUUGAUAAGUGCAUAUUGGAGAUCCGAUCCAGGUUGGUCGUGGCACCACCAAAUUUUGUGAUCAAGAUUGUUGACAAGGAUGGAGCAAGGGAGUAUGCCUGGCGUGAAAGUGUCAAGGAUGUUCCAGCAGCCUGAGUUUUCCUGCUUUGAACUUAAUUCCAUGUGUUUUCUUUUUUCCUUUUAAUGUCUCAUUUGAAUGUUCAAUAGGAAUGCUAUAUUUGACUGCUCAGAACUAGUUAAUACACUUGCUUUGUCUUGAAAAGUAA